Molecule: messenger RNA, 630 nt
Organism: Aureococcus anophagefferens
Lineage: Eukaryota; Pelagophyceae; Pelagomonadales; Pelagomonadaceae
Exons: 1
Coding region: 1-630 (209 amino acids)
Source: RefSeq, a predicted model, not a curated record
AUGGGCGGCGCGACGGUGCUCGCGGUCGCCGGCGGCCUGCUCUGCAUCUUCGCCUGCCUCGCCAUCAGCGGCGACCCCGAGCUCGUGCGGAAGACGGCCUGGUCCAUCGGCGAGAGCAAAUUCGGCGGCGGCAAGAUCUACCUCGGCCUCUCGAAGCUCGUCAUCUACGACAACGGCGACAAGGUCACGGACGUGAGCUGGAAGAACGUCGACUGCGACGCGCUGCCCCAGCUCGGCGACGACUGCGAAGACUGCAAGGACAGCGCACGGGGCAUCGUCCAGACGGCGAUCAUCGCCGCGGUCACGCACGUGCCCACGAUCUGCACGUACGUCCAGCGCUGCAGCCGCUACGGCGACCGCAACUGCCAGAAGACGCUGGGCAUCGUCACGGGCACGCUCGGCUUCGUGUCGACGCUGAGCGCGCUCCUGAGCUUCAACGCGAACUGCAUCGACGUCGGCUCCGACUUCUUCGACACGAAGCCCGGCCGCGGCUACGUCGCCAUCAGCCUGGGCAUCGUCCUCACGUUCCUCGGCGUCUUCUUCCACGUUUUUCUCAAGACGCCGCCGGCGACCUACGCGGGCGUCGCCAAGGGCGCGGACUUCGACGACUCCGGCUUCCGCAAGCUCUAG